ACAAGCAGCCAGGGAUAUUCGUGAUUUCCAGGAGGAUCUUACUCUCACAACACAUGGCGCGCCGCCUUUAAAGAGAGAGAUGGUCUAAACCUCGUGAUGUUUCGUGAAGAACAACAUAGCAACGCUGUCCAUCGCUUCCGCAUUGACUGCACUAGUCUCUGUCGAUGCGGGAGAAUGAAUAACUCUAAAUGUGACAUUGCCCACAAACGACGGAGACCAGCGCGGAUCAUACGAUGUGUAUACGUGGUGGGAUUCAUGGAUCUCUUUGGGGUCAGUAUGAUUAUCCCUUUGCUGAGUCAUCAUGUGAAGUCUCUAGGAGCAAGUCCUACAGUGGCUGGGAUUGUAGGAUCUACAUAUGGAGUAUUACAACUCUUCUCUAGCACUGUGGUGGGAAGUUGGAGUGAUGUGGUUGGGAGGCGCUAUUCACUACUGACGUGCCUUUUGCUCAGUGCCUUUGGAUAUGGCCUGCUGGGUCUGUCCACGAGUAUUGCGCUCUUUGUGCUGGCCAGGAUACCAGUGGGGCUCUUUAAACACUCCCUGUCUAUCUGCCGAGCACUCCUGUCCGAUCUUGUGUCGGAGAAAGAGCGGCCUCUAGUGAUGGGCCACUUUAAUGCAGCCUCAAGUGUGGGAUUCAUCCUGGGACCAGUGGUGGGUGGAUAUCUCACUGAACAUGAGGGCGGUUUUUACUUAUCCUCAUUCGCCUGUGCAGCCAUUUUCCUUCUAAAUGCAGGUUUGGUCUGGAUGUUACCUUGGAGUGAGACGCUAAAUCACCGUAUUGAUGCAAACGCUAACAGUAAAAGCAAGCCCAGAAAAUCCUACGAUGAGUUAAAGAACUCAGUCCAGCAGAACUGCUCAGACAAAAACCAUGUUCGCCAUACUAAUGCAUCAGCAGUCCGCAGUCGAACAAAUGGAGCCUGGAGCUGGAGAGACAUGUCUGUCGUCCAGCCUGCCUGGAGACAGCUGACCUCAGUGUGGAUACGGAUCCGCAUGGUGGCUUCCUCCGAUAUGUGGGACGUGUUCCUGGUGCGUCUUCUAAUGGCUGUAUCCAUAAUGCUGUACUACAGUAACUUCUCCUUAGCCAUGGAGGAGCGUUUUCAGCUCAAACCAAAGGUGACGGGCUAUUUGAUCAGCUACAGCAGUAUGUUGGGGGCCCUUGCUGGCUGUUUGGUGGGACCCGUCACACACCUCUAUGGCAACAACAUGUCUGCUUUAUUGUUACACUCUACUGCACUCACUUGCACGUUGAUCUUCCUGUAUGCCACGGCACCAAACGUCUGGCAGGUCCUACUUACUUCCACGUUCUUUGCCAUCUCUACCACUAUCGGACGCACUUGCAUCACUGACUUAGAGCUGCAGCGUGGGGGAGCCCAAGCUAGCGGGACGUUAAUCGGAGCAGGACAGUCGGUCACAGCUGUGGGACGCGUCCUAGCGCCACUGCUGUCUGGUCUGGCUCAAGAAGUCAGCCCCUGUGGACCUCCUAGUUUGGGCGUUGUGCUGGGACUUUUAGCUGUGGGUUUGCUAUUUGUGAGGACUCCUAAAUGGGACAGUAAGACACAGGUUAAAGACAAGAGUCCCAAACAAUGGGGUGAAAACCACUCAAAGUGACAGAAAGACGGAAGAUUGUGAUGGCAGCUGUCUUUUUUUCCUCUCAGGUGAUGUGAUUGUUUUUUUUGGAGAAUGUGGGAGUUUGGAUCUCUAUACCAGCUACUAAAUGUCACAAUGUCAGUGUGAGACGCCCAUCGGUAAGGCUUCUUCCUGUGCCGCCAUGCUGAAAGAGAGCAACUGCCUGUACAUUUGCAGACUUGACGGAGUCUGAUGCAAAGGCUAGUAAGAUGAAUGUUUAUAUCAGAACAUUUUGCUGUUUAGUGGUUCAACACCAGUGGCAAAACUAGCACCAGAAGUGGGACAUUUAUUGUUAUAUAAAAGUGUUUUAUGUGUUGAUUUUAUGUUUCCUGGCCAAAUUUCUGACUAUAAGUCGAAAAACAAGAAAGGUAAGGCUGAUGAGCUUCCAAGAAAACUGUUAACAUUUUGGGCAGGAGAAAUGUAACUAUGUGAUUGAGUUUUACCUCAGUGUUACCACUAUUUAUCACUCAUGCACUUCAUAAUACUACUCACUUCGGUGUUUUAAAAUUAAAAAACAUACAGUUGCCCCAAAGUCUAGCAAUAAUGUUUUUAUAAAACUGUACAAAAAAACUUGAGUAUAGGACACACACACUACUGUUCGAAAUUAAGUGUGGAGUCAGUAAGAUUUUAUUUAUUUAUUAUUUGGAACAAAAUCUAAUAUUUAUAUUUAGCAAGGAUGCAUGUAAUUGAUCAGAAGAGACAGUAAACAAAAAUUAGUUUCAAAUAAAUGCUUCUUUUUUCCCCACAAAAAUAUUAAGCAGCACAACUGUUUUCAACAUUGAUAAUAGUAAAUGUUUCUUGAACAGCAAAUCAGCAUAUUAGAAUGAUUAGAAUCAUGUGACACUGAAGACUAGAGUCAUUAUGCUGAAAAUUCAGCUUUGCAUUAAUAAAAAAAAGAUUUUUUUAAUAUUUUCAAAUCAAAAACUUUUAAUUUAAAUUGUAAUAUUUCAUUCAAUAUUACCGUUUUUAAUGUAUUUUUAAUCAACUAAAAUGAUGCAGCCUUGGUGUGUGUAUAAGAGAAUUAUUAAAAGAAAAGAAAAAAAUAUCAAAAUCUUACUGACCCCAAACAUUGGUUGUGUGUGGGAAAUGUUUUCUUUUUAUCUCUUUUGAUUUUUAUCAUCAUCUGAUUUUAUCUAUGUAUUUACAAUGAUUAUUUUAAAUGUAGGCUUUUUAUUACUAUCAGGAAUACCAAGUUCAUGCCGAAGUAUAAUUUUGUGUAAGAACGUAAUAUUUUAUUUUAAUUAAUAAAAGAAGCCUGAGCCUACAC
This is a messenger RNA of Onychostoma macrolepis, 2890 nucleotides long. RefSeq names its product major facilitator superfamily domain containing 9 (gene slc67a2). NCBI's taxonomy places the organism in Eukaryota, Metazoa, Chordata, Actinopteri, Cypriniformes, Cyprinidae. Gene Ontology annotation, molecular function: transmembrane transporter activity. The record is from RefSeq and is a predicted model, not a curated record. Bases 97 to 1605 code for a protein of 502 amino acids. Gene Ontology annotation, biological process: transmembrane transport. The transcript has 6 exons.